Messenger RNA from Arctia plantaginis, 729 nucleotides. The record is from the annotation of a GenBank genome assembly. NCBI's taxonomy places the organism in Eukaryota, Metazoa, Arthropoda, Insecta, Lepidoptera, Erebidae.
AUGUACAGUGACGUGAUGGCUUGGUGUGUCGGUUUAGGAACUGUUGGAUGUGUGUGCGCCUCUCGCCGAAUCCUCGCAAAAAGGUCCGCGCAACAUUCCGGCCGGGGCGGUGCGUCCCGCGCCCUCCGCCGUCCCUGCGACGGAUGUGUGUCAGCGGCGCACGUCCGUACGUCUCUCGCUCCUGAACCAGCACAAGCAGUCAACAACGGACUGCGACAGGCGGAGGCGCGUUCUGCCGACUCACCGCCGUGUCUCGCCUUCGGUGCGGCGCGGUGCGAUAUGCUGCUGCCGGACCAGACGUACGAGGGCGCGGAGCGGCGAGGCGCGGGCGCGCUCUUGGUCAUGCUGCGCGCUCACCGCCUGCCACCCGACUUCUUCUGCGCCAAUAGGGCAGCGCAAGAGCGCGCCAACGGCACUACCCCACUCUCCAUUCGAUUAGACAUCGAUGCAGAAGCUAUCAUCUUAAAAAUAUACGCUCAUUUCUCAUAUUCAGCUGAACGUCGUGCGGAAUUGAUGCAGAUAUUUGAAACUACGGAAAUGGAGUGGGUCGAAUUAUUACGUUACGUAAAUACAAGAUUUAUGUCGCUCUGUCCUGCUGUUGAGAGUUUUCAUCAUCAAGGCUUAUUGUUAGCCUGCUUGAAAAGAUACUUUGAUAAGCAAGAAUCAUGUUCGAAAGCCAUUAAAAUGAAUUUUUACUCUGAAGCAGAGGAGACAAAAACUCAAGCCUAG